Debaryomyces tyrocola is the source of this 2004-nucleotide messenger RNA. NCBI's taxonomy places the organism in Eukaryota, Fungi, Ascomycota, Pichiomycetes, Serinales, Debaryomycetaceae. The record is from the annotation of a GenBank genome assembly.
AUGAAAAUUGAUAAAUUACCAGUUGAUAUAUGGCACAAUAUUAUAAAGAUAGGAGUAAGGGAUUUACAAAUCUUAGCUCUCACAGACAUUUUGAGCUUAUCUGAGGUAAAUAGACAUCUUUACAAUGCAUUGCAUGAUAAUAUUAUCUGGUAUGAUAUUUUUCGUUGGUAUUAUUUUGAUCUUAUUACCCAGUAUAAUAUUCAUGAAGACUCAAACCUGGAUAUAUAUGAGAGAACAAUAGUCUAUUCUUCAGAUAUACGAUAUUUUGAGAAAACCAUGAUGUUCUACCACAAGGAUAUAAAAUUCAGACUUUAUAUGGAAAAAUACAGACCCAGAGAACAAGUUUACAAUAUUUCCUUCUUUUUAGACAAUUUCGUUGACAUGGAUUAUAUUCCUAUAAUCAAGAAUUAUGAAAACAAUCAAAGAAAACGUUAUUAUAAUGAUUUGGUAUUCGAUAUCACAAGAAGGUCUCUUGCCUGUAAUUUGUUGAAUACUUAUAAUUUUAAGCUUGGCAUAAGAUAUUUUAAUAAUUUGAUUAAGGGAGAUAUAAGAAAAUCUUCUUCGUCUCUUGGAGCGUUUGAAUGGUUUUGGUACAAAAUGAAUAGCUUUGAUAAAGCCUUUUCGGAUAUGAUUUUUUCCCGGCUGCUGAAAUUGACAGAGAUUUAUACAUUAUUAUACAAAGAGGUUUAUUUAGAAAUCUUACAGCAUAGGUCAUGGGGGAAUAAAGUAAAUUUUGUUCAGAAUGACGAAUCAGCAAAAGGGACAAUUAUUUUUCUGGACAACAAGACAUUUGGAAAGCUAAUGUGGUAUAUGCUUAGAUUAAUUUUAUCUAAAUUUGGCCGUAAAUGUAAAUUUUACUCAUCCCAGGAAUAUUUUGAAUACAUGGAGACGUAUUGCUUAGAAGAUUUCAGUAUCUUGAGAAUUUAUAAUGAAGAUUUUAAGGGACAUCAUAUCCUACUUUACUCUAUUCUCAUGAAAAUACUUGACGAAUUCUUAUUAUCGAAGUAUAAUUUCAAAAUUGGCAUUCAGAAUUCUAGUGAAAAUAUAUCCAUCAAUAUUAGUAACACCUUUCUCAUGAUUAAAAAUCAUUAUUUUCUUAUACCAAGGGAUGCUAAUAAUUCGUACGUAGUUGAUCACUACACGUCGAAACAAGUAAUUCAAUACUUACGAGAAGAAUUCAAUUUAUCAACCCUUGCACAAAUCUCUCAUUAUCUAAAACCGCUAUCAUUACAUGAUAUGUUAGCAUAUUUCAUGAAUUUAGAUACAAGAUGUGGUGUAAAACCGUCCUAUUCCAUCAGCCAACCAGAAUUGAGCUCUGUACUUGAUAAACCGGAAAAGAACGGGGAGGAAAUGAGGUCUUGUGUAGGGUAUAAGUAUAGAGAAUAUCAAUUUGCCAAGUUUGUUUGCAACUUCUUACAAAUGGAAUAUAAGGAAGGUGGAUUUUCUAAAUUUAUGUGUUGUUCAGAGUUUGAAAAGUAUUUCAACCAAGAAAAUAAUUUCAUAUAUUUCAACUCUGUGAUAGAGGUCAUAGAGCUGGAUCCAUUAAAAAAGAAAAUGUUGGUCGAAUAUUUCAAAUUAAAUCUUGACGAUAAGUCUAGAAUAUUUCAAAAUAACUUCAAUUUAAUGGAUCCAGCUAAUUCAAGAAUCGCUUUCCAAAGAAUGCAUCCCAGUUUGGGUGUGGAAAAUAUUGCCCAUGUUAUAAAAGGGGAAACUUAUAAACGAGGUAUGCUUGUUGGCCAUACUAAAUUCCAUUCGCUUGGAAUUGUGCUCGAUAUUAUUAAUUCAACUACUUCUAUGGCCACAUAUUGUAAAGUUUACACGAGCCAAGGCUAUAUAGAGACUUAUUCUACUUCUUCAUUACGAAAGAUUUCAAGAAAUAUUGUACAUAAAACAGAUUCUGUUGCAAAACUUUUCAUAGAUGUUUGUGGAAUCGAUGUUCUUGGCUUAUUACUCUUUAGUUCAUUCAGUGACUUACAUGCGCCAGGAUUUAUUCAAAUUGACUAA